GUGUUGUAGCAAGUCGGAUCGCGUAACUGGCAUUCGGCGAAGGUGGCGUUCAUGCAUUCACUUGGAGGUGUUGCUUUGAACGUUUUGGUUGGCUAGGGCCAAAAUUGGUUUGUCCCGCACUUUUCGCCGCGGUUUCAAGAUCAGUACCAUAUUUCCUCCCGGCGUAUCCUAUCUUCCUUAAAACUACUGCUGGACAGUAUGGGUCGCAAGGGGAAGAUCGAGCAGCGGAAUGACACUGCUGCGUACAAUGCUUCGCAGGCACUCUUUACCGAGCUUCGCAUCGCCACGGUGCAAGUCGGAAAUCAAAAGUCAGAAAUAGCGAAGGCGAAGGAAAUUGUCCAAACACUGCACAUCAAAAUAGUAGACCCGACCAAUCCUGAGAAUGUCCAGAAGCAUCAAGACUACAAGGACUAUGCGGUCAAGGCCUGGAGGCUCGCCACCGACACCUACGUCAACGUCUUCCGCGAGCUUGAGAAGGUCACCGCCGCUGACCCUUCGGAAGGCCGCGAAGCUGAUGUGGCGCACAACUACUUCAAGCACAUCGCGGAGACGGCUGCUGCAGCGAGGAAAGCUGCAUUCAACUAUCCGGUCCAAGCGCGCGAGCCAGAGCCGAUCAACAAGCCAAGCAAGCGUAAGAGGGAAUCAAUGACCAGUGAUGCGGCUACUCCUUCGCAACCGCGCCCAGCGAAGAGAGCGAGAAGCAACACGGUCGCCACGGCUUCGCCAGCGGGAGCUGCCGAGACCGCGAGCAGUGUACCAGCAGCUCAGGCACACGACCACCACGAGAACAUAGCCCCAUCUGGAGACGCUGCACUUGGUGCGGAAGCUGACAAAGAGCAAGACAAAACUAUUACGACUACUUCCGUGGGAAACUCAGCGAAGUCGAAAGGGAAGCGCAAGCAACCUGUGGAUGAAGGCGAAUCCGCUCCACAAACCAAGCCCGAGAAGGUCAUCCGACUGUCUGAGAAGAUCAAGUACGAUGACAAGGGUCACAAGAUUCUGUGGGAGAAGGGCGCGAAGGAACCGCUCGUGCCACGGUCAACGAUGGAUCGCUCCAACAGGAAAGCAUGGGAUGCGGAGAAGGCUCGGCAGAAGCGCGAGAAGAACAGGAUGAAGAAGGGAGAAAGUAAAGUCGACGGGGUAUACGGAGCUGCUGUCGCCGAGGACAGUGGUGUAGAGGCUACUAAGGAGUAUACGAGGGCUGCUUUCGGGCAGCAGGACUACAUUGCAUUGGAUGCUGGCACUGGCGUGCGGCAGAACGGCGUUGCGUAUGAAGACGUCUCUGAAGAGGUGACUGCACGGCUGAAGGCGAAGGAGGAGAAGAGGUCGAAAAAGGAUGGGAAGAAGCGCAAGCGGGACAGCGGCGAGGUGAUGAGCGUCGCAAAUCUGGAGCCUGUAGUAGUCCAAGAGGAAAAGCCAAGCAGCAAAAGGUUUAAGGACUGAGGACACCGUGGUCACGAGCCACCUGGAUGCCGCGACGGAGAACGUGGGCAAACGCAAGAAACACGAAGCUGCUGAAGCAGAAGCGGGCAUCAGCCAGAAGAAGCGCAAGAACGCAUGAGCGUUCGCUGCCGUAUCAAUCGCAUCUGGUUGGGCAAACAGCAGCUUAUCGAGGUCGCUACCGGCUGGGAUCGUAGUAAGGCUGAAGGUGUGGCAGCACCUCUAUCCGACCUGUCAGUGGAACCGACGGAGUCU
Molecule: messenger RNA, 1695 nt
Organism: Baudoinia panamericana UAMH 10762
Lineage: Eukaryota; Fungi; Ascomycota; Dothideomycetes; Mycosphaerellales; Teratosphaeriaceae
Exons: 1
Coding region: 199-1443 (414 amino acids)
Source: RefSeq, a predicted model, not a curated record